AUGUUGGAAGUGAUGGAGAUGGUGGUGAUGGUGGGCGCCAGCUUCACCCCCGGGCACCCUGCCCUGGCGGAGCUGCCCGGCCCCGCCGCCCCGAAGGUGGAAGCGAAUGUUCUCGUUAUGGGAGCGGACAACGUGGGGAAAUCGGCUCUGACUGUCCGUUUCCUCACCCGGCGCUUUAUCGGGGAGUAUGGAGACAUGGAGUUCAUCUACAGCCACAACCUGAGUGUGGAUGGCCGAGAGAUUCUCCUCCACAUCUGGGAUGUCCCCAGUUCCCAGGAGCAGACAGAGGAGGGAUCCUCAGAGGAGAAGCGAAUCCAGUGGGCAGACAGCUUUGUCCUGGUCUACAGCAUCUGUGACCGGGCCAGCUUCAACAUCCUGCCACUCAAAAUCCAGUUCAUCAAGGCAGCCAAGGAAGGGCAGAGCCAGGAGAAGGUGCCCAUUGUCAUUGUGGGCAACAAAUGUGACCUGCACCAUCAGAGGGUGGUGUCCAGCGAGGAGGGACGGCUCCUGGCCCUCUCUCUAGACUGUGGUUUCUAUGAGGUCUCUGCAGCCGAGGCUUAUCAUGGGGCUCUCAUGGUCUUCCAUGGACUGGCCAAGCGCAUCCCUGACACCAAACUGGCCCUGAAAAAGGGCACAAGGAUUCGUGGCAUCGUCAAGACUAUGUCGGCUGUGUUUGCCCGUAAGCGAACGGACUCCCUCUGA
Chaetura pelagica (chimney swift) is the source of this 702-nucleotide messenger RNA. RefSeq names its product ras-related and estrogen-regulated growth inhibitor-like protein. The record is from RefSeq and is a predicted model, not a curated record. The coding region runs from base 1 to 702 and encodes 233 amino acids. Gene Ontology annotation, molecular function: GTPase activity; GTP binding. NCBI's taxonomy places the organism in Eukaryota, Metazoa, Chordata, Aves, Apodiformes, Apodidae. The transcript has 5 exons.